This is a messenger RNA of Elaeis guineensis (African oil palm), 543 nucleotides long. Lineage: Eukaryota; Viridiplantae; Streptophyta; Magnoliopsida; Arecales; Arecaceae. The record is from RefSeq and is a predicted model, not a curated record.
AUGCAGAUGAGGGUGCGAGUGUCGAGCGCCGACAUUUGUCAACAUGCUGUGAGAAAGAGAACAGCGUCCGAAGCUGGUCCUUCCCGACCAUCCAAGAAGAGUCGAGCUACUGCUUCAAUGCCAGGUCGAGCUACUGCUUCAACACAAGCUCCAGCUGCUGCUUCAACACCGACUGGGGAACCCGAUGUGCCAUCUGCAUCGAUUCCUAAGCCGAUCCUAGUGCUAUCAGCCCCGACAGUGCUUCCCAUUGCACCGCCUGGAGAAGGAGCGACGAGAGAAGGAACUGCUGCAGCAACGUCGGUAGCUCCACCAACCGAGGAAGUUUGGGCUAAGGUGGAGGCUACAGCGGAAUCUGAGCAAUCUGCAGCUGCACCGUUGGUCCAUGACAUGUUCGACCUAGAAGCCAGCUAUAUAAAGUUCGAUGACUUCCGUCGGACAUGGAUGAAUAAGGUGGCGGCCGCCGAUGCUGAGAAGGUGGCUGCCCUUGAGCAACUUAAGUCGGCAGCUGAACGGGAGGACAAGCUUCAGCAGGAAGUCUCCUGA